AAUCAGGAGAGAGCAGUGUUCCGCGCUCCACCCGCGUAGAGGACUGGAGGCUAUCGGAGGCUCCUUGUUUUAGAUAAUAUUUAAGACAAAAUGCAAUUUCUCUGAGGAUUGUACGUAUAUUAUAAUUCAGAACUAAUCAUUUUCUUUUUGGUGCCCCUUAGAGUGAUCGGGUUGCUGUCAGGAUGGAGACUCUGAUUCCUACCAUCAAUCGGCUGCAGGAGGUCUUUCUGACAGUGGGGGCAGAAGUCAUACAGCUGCCACAGAUAGUUGUGGUUGGAUGCCAGAGUAGUGGAAAGAGUUCCGUGUUAGAGAGCCUGGUUGGAAGAGACUUUUUGCCUCGAGGGUCAGGGAUUGUCACAAGACGACCCCUGGUGUUGCAACUCAUUAAUGUUCCUCCCAUGACAGAGAGACUCAAGAUAGAAAAUGGUAUCAAAGCAGAGGAAUGGGGAACCUUCCUUCAUUGUAAGAACCAGAUAUUUACAGACUUUAAUGAAGUCCGCCAUGAAAUUGAAGUGGAGACGGACCGCACUUCAGGAGAAAAUAAGGGCAUCAAUCCAGAACCUAUUUAUUUGAAGAUUUUUUCUCCAAAAGUUCUCAAUCUUACUCUUGUGGACUUACCUGGAAUAACUAAGGUUCCUGUGGGGGAUCAGCCAGAAGACAUUGAGACACAAGUACAAGAAAUGAUCCUGUCAUUCAUCUCCAAUCCAAACUCUCUCAUCCUCGCUGUGUCUCCUGCCAACUUGGACUUGGCCACAUCUGAUGCUUUGAAAUUGGCUCGAGAGGUUGAUCCAGAUGGGCGCCGAACACUUCUGGUGGUGAGUAAACUGGACCUCAUGGAUGCAGGGACUGAUGCUCUUGAGGUUCUUUUGGGUCGAGUUAUUCCAGUCAGACUUGGCAUUAUUGGCGUAGUUAAUAGGAGUCAGCAUGACAUCAAUACUCAAAAGAGCUUAGAAGAUUCACUGAAAAAUGAACAUGCCUUUCUGCAGCGUCACUAUCCCUCACUCGCCUCUCGGGCUGGGUCACGUUAUUUAGCUAAAACUCUGAGUAGACUGCUCAUGCAUCACAUCCGGGACUGUCUGCCUGAAUUAAAAACCCGAGUAACUGUGCUCAGUGCUCAGUACCAGGCCCAACUCAAUGGCUAUGGUCAGCCUGUGGAGGAUCACAGCGCCACCUUGCUUCAGAUUGUCACAAAGUUUGCCAGUGAUUAUUGCAGCACUAUUGAGGGAACAGCGAGACACAUCCAGACAUCAGAACUCUGCGGGGGAGCUCGAAUGUGCUACAUUUUUCAUGAAACUUUUGGACGCACUUUGCAGUCCAUUGACCCUCUUGGUGGGCUUACUGAGCUGGACAUCCUCACUGCCAUCCGCAAUGCCACAGGUCCUCGGCCAGCCCUCUUUGUGCCUGAGGUGUCCUUUGAAUUGCUGGUGAAGCGGCAAAUUAAGCGGCUAGAGGAGCCCAGUUUGCGCUGUGUAGAGCUUGUUCACGAAGAACUACAACGAAUCAUACAACACUGCACUUCUUUUAGCACACAGGAACUUUUGCGCUUUCCAAAACUGCAUGAUUCUAUAGUUGAAGUGGUGACUGGAUUACUUAGAAAACGCCUGCCCAUAACCAAUGAAAUGGUACACAAUUUAGUUGCUAUUGAACUUGCUUACAUCAAUACAAAGCAUCCAGACUUUACAGAUGCGGCACAGGUCUCUGCAUCGGUCAAUAGCCAGCAGACAGAGGCUCUCGAUGGAGGAAAGCGCUGGAAAAAUGAGAAAGUUGGAGAAGACAAAGCUCCUUCUGGCGGUUUUGGCAGUCCUAGCAAAGGCCAGGCUGUUAACCUUCUUGACACAGCCGUACCCCGAAAGCUGAGUGCACGGGAGCAGAGAGACUGUGAGGUCAUCCAGCGCCUCAUCAAGUCCUACUUCCUCAUUGUUCGCAAAAGCAUCCAAGACAGUGUGCCCAAGACAGUGAUGCACUUCUUGGUGAACUUUGUGAAAGAGCAUUUACAGAGUGAGUUGGUGGGUCAGCUCUACAAACAGCCCCUGCUGCAGGAGCUGCUCAUUGAGUCACAGGACACAGCGCAGCAGCGAACCGAGGUUGCUCAGAUGCUUGAGGCACUGAAAAAGGCUAAUAAUAUCAUCUCAGAGAUCAGAGAGACACAUCUGUGGUAGCAAUUCUCAAUUCCUUUUUCAAAGGACUUCUCUGAUAGGAGUCAGAGUUUACAGUGUUUUACUGUAUGUGACAGUAGCACUGUUACUCCGUGGACCAAUAAUUAUGUGUUUACGUCCUCCAUCAGCCACUGCCCUGGCUAUUAAAUAGCAGUGAUGGACUAUUACACUGUGACUGUUGUGUAAAGACAGAAAAUAAUUUAAACCUAAGCCAAAUGUUAUUACGUUAAAGCCAUGAACACGUUUGUCACCAUUAUGUGGAUGAAUGCAUGUUAGUUGUUCCUAUAGGCCUGUGUAAUUUAUAAUAAGGACAAUUUACAUAGCAUUACAAUCAUGUUUUAAAGACACUGGGCUUAGACUCAUCCGGUGUAGGUGCUAAAAAUAACAUGAUGGGCUGUUUUCACUCCAGUUUGGUUGGGAGGUGCAAGAAAUAAAUCAGCUCAAUCAAUGUAAGCUGCAAUGCAACACUGGAGACAUAAUCUAGUUAUUUUUCAGAUUGAGUACAUUCUGUUCCUGUUUUCCACCUCUCUUAUGCUAAUUAGCAUGAACUUUAUUUUUCAGGGUCACCUAUACAGUAUGUUUUGUAUUUAUGCUGUUACUGCGGCACUGGGUCUUCUGUUAAUUGUUUCCUCCUUUUCCAGAAGGAAAAAGCACAGGCAGUUACUAGUACUACCCUGCUUCAUGUUUAUAGGAUUGGAUUUGAUUAAAUGUAUGUACAGUAUGAAUGCAUUGAUUAAUUCAAAUUACUGGCUUGUAGUUUAAUCAGACCAGUGUAGUUUACGCUCUCUGUUGAUUACAUGAGAAACAUGUGAUGAUAAAGAACCUGUCCUGAUGAAAAAGGACAGUGGCAUCUGUUGUAGUAAAACUGCAUGCCUCCUGCUCUCAAUAGUUGUACAUUCAUCAGAUGUUUCACACUAUUUUGUAAGAAUUUUAUGGUUAUUAGUCACAAAUAACGGGUAUAACUCUUGCGUGUCCAGGGAGCAGUCAUUCUGUCUAAGUGUUUGAAUGGUCUAUGCAUAUUUAUGUAUAUUUUAUACUAAAUGGUAUGUAUGAUCAUGUAAAAACUGCCUUUAUGUCUUUGCCUGCCAAUGUUUGUGGUCUGUGAAGUGUGGAGAGAGGGGGACAUGUUAAAUAUACUUUACUGUGAAAAAUGU
This is a messenger RNA of Periophthalmus magnuspinnatus, 3310 nucleotides long. Its product is annotated as dynamin-1-like protein. The transcript is spliced from 17 exons. Gene Ontology annotation, biological process: mitochondrial fission. The record is from RefSeq and is a predicted model, not a curated record. Gene Ontology annotation, cellular component: membrane; microtubule; mitochondrion. Bases 183 to 2159 code for a protein of 658 amino acids. Lineage: Eukaryota; Metazoa; Chordata; Actinopteri; Gobiiformes; Gobiidae. Gene Ontology annotation, molecular function: microtubule binding; GTPase activity; GTP binding.